UCGAAAACCGAACGUGCCUGUGCUGUGCUUUAUGGGGAUCGAUGGUUUGCUUGAGACGUUUGUCUCUGAUGGGACAUUUGAUCAGCACCAAUUUACCUCAUGUGUUCGAAGCUUUACAACAAGCAGUUCUUGCAAUCAAUACCCCGGCAUAAACUUAAUUUGGAUCAUGGAUGGAGCGAAAAUUCAUUGCUGCGACAAAAUCAUUUAUUACUUGCGGUCUUUAG
This is a messenger RNA of Aphanomyces invadans, 224 nucleotides long. RefSeq lists its product as hypothetical. The record is from RefSeq and is a predicted model, not a curated record. NCBI's taxonomy places the organism in Eukaryota, Oomycota, Saprolegniomycetes, Saprolegniales, Verrucalvaceae. The transcript has a single exon. The annotation marks the transcript as partial.